AUGCCUGAUACUUCAUCGCAAGAUGUGUUCAAGAAGCUCCAGGCAGUUUGCGUCCCUUUGCUCGAGAACUGGCAGCUCAAUCCUGCCUCCGUAACACGGGCUCUGUCUCUAUUGACUUCGUUGCUAGACAUAUUGCAGGAACAACAAAUGGCCGGCGCCGUGCUAUCGUCAUCGCUUGUUUCCUAUGCGCUCUUUCCUCUCACUUCCAUCCUCCAACGCAAUCCCUCUUCCGCUAUCCCAGACCAGGUCAUGGAGAAACUUUUGCUUUGUCUCGGUAUUCUUUGCGAAAGCUGGUGGUGGGAGUGUGACGUGCGGGCUUGGGAACAGAUAUUCAUGCUUUGUGGAGCAGUGGUCGGAGGGAUCGAAGGCAAAGGAAAAGGGAAGGACAGAGAUGAUGAAACGAAGGAUGCUGCUGUUCGCUGUCUCCAUGCCUUGACGCGGGAACGACGCGAGGACGAGGAUCCCCUUCUCGCACCCGGAACCAUAUCGCGCAGUCGUGACGUUUUGACCAAAUUCCGAGUCCAUACACAAUCACCAAAGUUCAUACCCAUCCUUGGACAGACAUUGAACUAUCUGAUCGUCACUUCUAGUUCACCACAUCUGCCCCUGCAGCGGCAUUCUUUGGAGGUGCUCCAUAACCUCAUCGCAAUCUACGCGCCCGAUGGUUUUGUCCCGUCCAUUGUACCCGGAGUGGUCAGCACAAUGACUAGGGUAGCCCUCGGCAUAUCCACGACUAGAGGUUGGGCAAACGGUGACAUUGUUGCCGAAGCUCUGUCGAUAUUACAGGUCGUUGUAACUCGUUCCAUCGGCGACCAAGUCUGCAUCAAAGAAGGGGCCAUUCGCGACGUUACCGAUCUCGACGACUUAGCCAGUCUGGCGGUAGACACAAUUCAGGAUGCAGGACGCGACUCAGGACCAUACACGACUCCUAGAACUCCAAGUUGGUUACAAGCAACCACUUCACAACUUAUCAUAGCUCUCAACACUUUGACACCGCUAGUAUCUCACACCAAUCCAUCUGCUCUGCACGCAUUGGCCGUCUUCUCCGCGUCCAUACUGUCCGAAACCUCCCUCACCUUUCCGAGAGCACAGCCGCUCUUAUUGUCAUUUCUUCUAUCGAUCUCUAACUCGCCACACGAAUCUGCCUCGGAGCAGGCGGUAAGGUCCCUGCGAGCCUUGCUGGACCCUGCUUCAGGUGCCCGCCAAACGCUACUCCAAACUAUACUCCAAACAACCAAAGAAAACCUCUCAUCCCUUCCUCGCCUUAUUACGUCGCACUCGGAUGCAAAGGUUGAGCACGUCACCGGUCAAAUUGAGGCCGUUUGUCGCCUUCCAUUUUAUCGAUUCGGCGAGAACACCACAGCGGGUGGCGCAUUCGCGACGAUCUCGAGAGGCGUGGGGUCGCUACUGGGACCUAUGGGCGGUGUCGAAAAAUGGGGAUGGCGACUCCUCUCCGUAUUGGAGUUCGACUCUCCUUCAAUAACCGCCACUGGCGUCUCCGAGGCACAACUGAUGCUCGAGAACAAUGCUACAGACACCUCCAUUGGGUUUCCGCACGUCAAUCUACGGCAUGUCGCCACACGGUCGACACAGCAAUCCUUGGAACGAAUGUUUCGUAGUCUAGGCAAAGCCAGCGGAGAUGACGGCCUGUACUCCGUGGAAUGGUUUGUCGGGGUUGGGCGUAAUCGACGAGACAUGUUCGCCACUGCAUCGCUAUGGUGCGCCUGUCGACUCCUCGAGGGAAUCAGCGGCAUAGAUAUUUAUGGAGGAGACGUGCCCUCCACCCUGACUACCCCACGGAGCCGAAGGUCUCAGAAGAUGGCCCGAGGGAUUGCCAGGAGUAUCGCGGACCUAUGGGACGAAAGCGACGUCGCUGACUUCCAGGACACUCCCAUUGCCACGGAUAGCGAAACUCUCGAGCCGGACGCACCGGUAGAGCAUGUGAGAGGAUUAAUUUCUCAAGCUCUAGACCCAUCCCUUCGCAUCGCAAAACAUACCCGCUCUCUGUCCCGUCCUUCUCCCGCACAGCGUUAUUUGCUUAGGGCCCUCAGCCUGCAUCUUCUGAGCAUAACAUCCGGCAUCCUUCAAGCUAAAUUUACCCCUCUGUUAUUGCACACUCUCUACCCGGUACUUCAUUCCGUCAUCUCUCCGGUUGUAUUUCUGUCCACCACAGGAUUAGCGGCGCUCAGUUACAUCACCGCGAGUACGUCGUACGCAUCUCCGGCCAAUCUCCUUCUGUCCAAUUUUGAUUACGCCUUGGACGCUGUCUCGCGGCGACUUACCCGUCAGCUGCUGGAUAUCGAUGCCACGAAGGUCCUCGUGGUGCUCAUUCGCCUUGUCGGCCGUGACGUCGUCACUAAAGCCGGAGACGUCGUGGAGGAAUGUUUUGACAGAUUGGACGAAUACCACGGUUAUGGCGUGGUCGUCGAAGGUUUGAUUGAGGUGUUGGGAGAAGUAGUGAGGGCCGUGGGAGAAGACGAUGAUAAUCAUCUGGCUCGGGAAGUGGAUCCCGUCCUCGCUACAUCUACCCCUCCGGAUGAACAAUGGCUGGAAUCAUUCUCGGACUGGUUUGUCCAUAGGAAUGAUACGCCACCCGAGGAGGAGAAAGACAGCACUGAUUACGGGCCAGUACCUCAUGAACCAUGGGGCAAGCAUAGCAACCCGCCCGAGGAGGACGAUGAAGCCAAGGCCCGUCAGGAACCUGAUCCCAACGCUCCGCCACCUCCUACUCCUACACAAGCAUUGACAACUCAAAUCGUCUCUCGGUCAAUAUAUUUCCUCACCCAUUCUUCGCCCGUGAUCCGAGCAAGAAUCCUGGUCCUCCUCUCGACCGCAGUACCCGUUCUUCCCGAGUCAGCCUUGUUACCCUCGAUUCACAAGGCUUGGCCUUUCAUUCUUAAUCGACUGUCGGAUCCGGAGCCUUACGUCGUUAGUGCCACAGCCGGACUCGUGGAAGCCCUCGCCACAAGCGUAGGAUCCUUCAUGCAUCAACGGGUAUGGGAUGACAUUUGGCCACGCUUCAAGAAAUUGCUCAGCACCCUCAAUACUGCCGAUUCUCAAAGCGCCCUUGCACGUCGGGCUCCAGGCGCCACUGGGACUGAGUCUGCUUAUACCCACUCACAUAGGCUAUACAGGUCGGUGAUGAAGACGAUGACGGCUGCCAUCAAGUACGUGAGGCCGCCGGAUUUAGCUACUUGGGAAGCUUCCACGUUGUUUAGGCGGUUUUUGCAUGCCGAUGUGCACGAAGAACUACAGUCCUGUGCUACGCAACUAUACGAGGAGUUGGCACGGAAUAACGCUGACGCAGUAUGGUUGGUACUCUCGUCGACAGAGGGGUCGGUGGAAGGGCCCGCGUCGUUCCUGAGGGAGGAGAGGUGGGAUAUUCGACAAAAUGUUGCUCAAAUAUUGAUAUCUGUAUAA
Molecule: messenger RNA, 3420 nt
Organism: Stereum hirsutum FP-91666 SS1
Lineage: Eukaryota; Fungi; Basidiomycota; Agaricomycetes; Russulales; Stereaceae
Product: ARM repeat-containing protein
Exons: 2
Coding region: 1-3420 (1139 amino acids)
Biological process (GO): chromatin remodeling
Cellular component (GO): cytoplasm
Source: RefSeq, a predicted model, not a curated record